Messenger RNA from Prunus armeniaca (apricot), 444 nucleotides. Lineage: Eukaryota; Viridiplantae; Streptophyta; Magnoliopsida; Rosales; Rosaceae. The record is from the annotation of a GenBank genome assembly.
AUGCCGUUCGGCAUCCAUUUUUUUUUCCAGCUGGCAGGAGGGAGAGCAAUGUCGGACGCGACGAGGAGGCUGGAGUCACGGCCCCCUCAGAAGAAGAAAACCGGUUCCUCGAGGCCAAAGACGAAGCUGCCCCGCCAGGCCAAGGGUACGUCGGCACAGGAGGGCACGCCGGUCGAUCGACGGCGGGAGAGAAGGGUGGCGGAGGCUGAGCUGAUCCGGGAGGCCCAUCUCCAGGCGACCGAAAAAAGGGUGAUCGAGGGUGCCCUCGAUGUGACCCCUCUGCCGAAGAGGCCAAAGGGGCCGAACGAGGAAGCAGCCGUCCUCGUGUCGGACGAGGAGGAUGCCAAAGCGGAGCCGGUGAACAUCGCCUGCCCCCGGAAGGUGGUACCAUUCAUGAACUGCUUCAUCGACGAUGCUCAUAUGGAGCUCUCAGAGCUGGAGUAG